Molecule: messenger RNA, 2855 nt
Organism: Pogona vitticeps (central bearded dragon)
Lineage: Eukaryota; Metazoa; Chordata; Lepidosauria; Squamata; Agamidae
Source: RefSeq, a predicted model, not a curated record
GCCGGGGAGGGGGGGCGGAGCCUGCGCCCGGCGCCCUUCCCCUCCCCCCUCCCGUCGCGAGGUGGGGCCUCGAGGCCGGCCCGGGAGCUCUGAGGGAAAGAAGGGCGGCCGGAGGGAAGGGAAGGAAGGAGAAGCGGCGAGAGGCCGGCCGCCACCACCACCGUCUUGUGCCCCGUCAUGUUUUCCCUCAAGCCGCCCAAGGCGACCUUCAAGUCGUACCUUUUGCCUCAGGCUGAAGAUAAAAUAACACCUGAACCGAGGCUUAAGAAGUUAGAGCCAAUUCUUUUGCCAGGUGAAAUUGUAGUGAAUGAAGUGAACUUUGUGAGGAAAUGCAUUGCAACUGAUACAAGCCAGUAUGAUUUAUGGGGGAAGCUCAUUUGCAGCAACUUCAAGAUAUCCUUCAUUACCGAUGAUCCCAUGCCGUUUCAGAAGUUUCAGUAUAGGAACCUUCUCCUGGGAGAACAUGAUGUUGCACUAACAUGCAUUGAGCAAAUAGUCACAGUAAAUGACACAAAAAGGAAACAGAAGGUUCUGGGCCCCAAUCAAAAACUUAAAUUUAAUCCAACAGAACUAAUUAUUUAUUGCAAAGACUUCCGUAUUGUCCGGUUUCGUUUUGAUGAAGCAGGACCAGAAAGUGCAAAAAAGGUAUGCCUUGCAAUCGCUCAUUAUUCCCAACCAGCAGAUCUUCAGCUUCUCUUUGCGUUCGAAUAUGUGGGCAAGAAAUAUAAUAAUCCAGCAAAAAAAGUGAAUGGAUUAGACCCAGGAGGAGGAGGAGGUGGUGGUGGUGGCAGCCCACAGACACCCUUAGAAACAUACUCAGAUUGGGACAGAGAGAUCAAAAGAACGGGUGCAUCAGAAUGGCGCGUGUGUUCAGUCAAUGAAGGUUACAUGAUAUCUACCUGUCUUCCAGAAUACUUUGUAGUGCCAUCUUCUUUGGCGGAUCAAGAUCUCAAGCUGUAUUCCUGUGCCUUCCCUGGAAGACGCAUGCCGAUGUGGUGCUGGAAUCAUUCCAACGGAAGUGCUCUUGUGAGAAUGGCCAACAUCAGGGAUUCGAUGCAGCAACGAAAAAUAGAUCAACGGAUAUGCAAUGCAAUCACUCGUAGUCAUCCGCAGAGAAGUGAUGUUUACAAAUCUGACUUGGACAAAGGUUUACCGAACAUCCAAGAAAUCCAGUCUGCCUUUUUAAAACUCAAGCAAUUGUGUGUGAAUGAACCUUUUGAAGAAACAGAGGAAAAAUGGCUGUCCUUGCUGGAUAAUUCACGUUGGCUAGAAUAUGUAAGACUCUUCCUGAAGCAUUCUGCAGAACUUGUAUACAUGCUGGACAGUAAGCAUGUUUCGGUAGUUUUACAAGAGGAGGAAGGCCGGGACCUGAGCUGCUGCGUGGCUUCCCUCGUCCAAGUGAUGUUGGAUCCCUAUUUCCGGACCAUGGGUGGAUUUCAGAGCCUGGUUCAGAAGGAGUGGGUCAUGGCUGGGUAUCCGUUUCUGGAUAGGUGUAAUCACCUGAAGAAAUCUGACAAGGAGUCCCCUUUAUUCUUGAUGUUUCUGGACUGUGUCUGGCAGCUGCUGGAACAAUACCCUUCGGCCUUUGAGUUUUCCGAAACGUACUUGACGAUACUGUACGACAGCACACGCAUCUCCCUGUUUGGUACUUUCCUCUUCAAUUCUCCACAUCAGCGAGUAAAGCAAAGCACGGAAUUUGCCAUAAGCAAAAACAUCCAGCUGGGUGACGAGAAAGGCCUGAAGUUUCCUUCUGUCUGGGAUUGGUCUCUUCAGCAUAAUCUGAGGGAUCGCAUGCUCUUCCACAACCCCUUGUACAUUGGGAAGAGUGUGCCGUGUGUGCACAACGGGGCCGUGAUGGUGUUUCAGAGAACCAGUUCUCAAAAGAGCUACAGUUCGACUCUCAGAGGCCUCCCACCAUCCCUAAAAAACGGGAUGAUCAGCGAGCAAGACUUUCUUCCGAGAAGAAACUCCCUCAUUCUAAAACUGAAACCGGACUUCCUUCAUCACACAGACAGUCCCACCAACGGCCUGGAGCCAUAUCUCCGAGAGUGGUUCUCCAAGCCCGUUGACCUGCACGGCGUCCUCCUGCCCUGCCUUUCUGGAACACAAAUCAAACUCUGGAAACUCUGCUACUUCCGCUGGGUCCCAGAGGCCCAGAUCAACAGCGGGGGGUUCAUUACCGCCUUCCACAAAAUCUCCUUGCUGGCAGACGAAGUAGACGCUCUCAGCCGGAGCCUGCGACAACACAACGGCAGCCUGCCUUUCCUCAUCAGACCUUCAGAACUGGAGCACAGUCGGAUGUACUUCAGAGCCCAUGGGCUCCACGACACUGCCGUCACCCCCGAGUUCCUCUCUUCUUCCUUCCCCUUUUCUCCUGUUGGGAAUCUUUGCCGGAGGAGCAUUCUGGGAACCCCACUUAGCAAAUUCUUAAGUGGUGCCAAAAUCUGGCUGUCCACAGAGACCCUUGCCAAUGAAGACUGAUGCUCUCGGAACCAGGGCAGCACUGUCUCUACACAAUACUGCUUACCAGAAGCUGUAAUAACUUUAUCAAACAAGGUUACCUGUGUUUUUGCACAAAGUAUUUAAAAGCAAGUGUGUCAUGCUUUCACAACGCACAAAUGUUCUUUUUCUGCAGAUGUCCCUCAUUGAUUCUCUUGUCUUCUUUUCAAUGGCUCUUCCUGCUUUCUAAAUCUGGCUUGGCACCUAAGGCACAGAUAUAUCUUUAUAUACAACAAAGCUUCAGCACGGUGACUAAUCCUGUUCUGUUUGCGUUGGGAGGCCCCCCUCCCUCUCCGCUGAUGGAACCCAGUCUCUUGUCCAUUUGAUCAACAGAUGAAGACAAGUACCAGUAGGGG